Molecule: messenger RNA, 1134 nt
Organism: Moneuplotes crassus
Lineage: Eukaryota; Ciliophora; Spirotrichea; Euplotida; Euplotidae
Source: the annotation of a GenBank genome assembly
AAAAGAGCUGGCAAGAGUAUAGAUAAGAUGGAAUCAUCUAAUUUUUCGAAGCAACUCUUGAAACAGGAAACUCACAUAUGGAAAUAUACUUUCGACGAUAAGCAUCUCCCUUUCACUAGUGAAAUUUCAUCUUUCAAAGAGAAGACUCAGGAAGAACUUAGAGGAGAUAGCAAAGGAGCCAUAUUGAAUUUAUCAGAAAGUGACGUCUUCAGAACUCUUAAGGAAGCUAAUUCUCCAGUGUUCAAUGUUGAUAAACUAGUUUACAAUGUCGUAAAGGACAAGUGGUUCAGAGUGCUUGACUUGAAGAUAGACGAACACUCGAACCCUACCUGGGUAUGCUUGGUCGAGAGAGACGGAGUAGAAACCAUUGAAUUAUCCACACAAGAAGAGUUUGAUCAAUACGAGAGUUCUCUGAAAUUAUUAGUUAGCAUCAACUUUCCUUCUGGAGCCACUACUAUUCUUGAAGUCAACCUGAAAAUAUACGAAAAGCUUGAAAUCGCACUGAAAUUUCCAUUUGAAGGAAUCGGUGCUUCAAUUAGUUUUUACAAGUUGUUUUUCGAUGGGAAAGAAAUUGACAUGAAAGCCUGCAUUGCCAGCAUCGAAGGAAUCCACAGAGGAGAUACUCUCUUAGCAUCUGAAGGACUUGGUAAGCCAUGCAAGUUUUCAAGAUUUUCUGAGGAAUUCUAUAAAUCUGAAUGGGACAUGAACCUUAAUUAUCAUGAUGCUAUUAUAUUCAUACCUCAAAAGGAUAUCAAGUUCUGUGGGUUUACAUCCUUCGCAGCCAGUGAUACUACAGAGUAUCCUUUCAGGUACCAAAUCAAUAUUGAUGGAGUCAUAGUGGAAAAGGAAGAGAAAAUAGCCACAGACUUUGAAGACAAGUACUACUGAAGACACAGACUUAAUUCAUUGUAUCCUGUCAAAGCAGGCCAGAAGAUAGAAAUUAUAGGCUGGACAGCCAAAGACUUCAGCAACUUGAGUGAUUACAUUUAUAUUUACUUUGGAAGUCAAGGUGAGAAAUACAAGGAGAUUCAGAACGAGCACAUGGGCUUAUUUGUCAUCGAAACUAAGGAUGAGAGAGGAAAUUGGACGAAUGUUUCAGAAGGCAAUUUUCCAGAAAUCUUAUACUAUUUAUAA